Messenger RNA from Prorocentrum cordatum, 1396 nucleotides. The record is from the annotation of a GenBank genome assembly. Lineage: Eukaryota; Dinophyceae; Prorocentrales; Prorocentraceae.
AGCCUUUGGCCCAGGCUGCAGCAAGGCCGAGUGUUUUUUUGUGGGGUGCAUGGCGAAGCUGCCCCGUGCGCUGCCGGACAGCGGUGCCGCAGGAGCCCGCCGCGAAAGCGGGAGCUCGCGCCGUGAGUGAACCGCAUGCGCGCGGGCAGCCUCACUCUGCUGGACGCGUCGGCAGAGGGAACGAAUGUGGACGUCUUCGGUAUCCGCCGAAGCCCCGUGCGCGCAGCGGGGCCGCUGCUGGACAACCCUUGGCCUCCAGCUGCGCCCCCCGCCACGAAGCGGGCGGCGGGGGACUCGCCAGUUAGCGCUGCGGCCGACUCGGUGGCGCGACUAGGGCUGGAUCCGCGCGUGGUGAAGACGGGCUACGUGCUGGACGAAGCCCUCCCCGGCGGGGAGACUUCGACAAUAGAAUUCAAGUCGUGCAUGGACCGCCAAAGUGGCGACCAGGGUCAUUUUGCGAUCAGCGUGGUUACCGGAAAGGUUGCCCGCUAUUUGAGUGCUUUCUUGAACACCAGCGGUGGCGCCAUCCUGUUUGGCGUGGAGGACUCUGGUAGGGUCUCCGGCUGCUGCCUGACCGAGCGGCAGCGGGCGGCCUGCGUGAAGGCGAUCGACGCCGCGACCCAGUCGCUGGACCCGCAAGUUGAGGUGGGCGCGGUGAGCCACUGGUUCGCGCCCGUCGUCGGGGAGCCCGAGGGGAGCCUGUGGGUGCUGGUCGUCGUCGCCGAGCAGACGCCGGGGCGCCAGCCCGUCUACUACCUGAAUCGCAGCUCGACGGACGCGUGGAUCCGGCGGGCGGAGAGCGUCUACACGAUGGACGCCGCGCUGAUACGCCAGCGGGAGGCCGAGUUCAAGAGCAGCGGCCGCGAGAUCGCGCGCUCGUGGCGGCACCUGGUGUGGCGCGCCCUGCCGUUCGAAGAGCACAUGGACCUGGUCCGGUCCGAUGCGGACAUGGUGCCUCGCUUCUGGGUGUACGAGUCCCUGGCGGACAUCAUCAUGGGCAAGGAGCCGCCGCAGGGCCAGCUGGUGCUCCUGAUAGGGCCGGCCGGCACGGGCAAGACGACGCUCAUGACCAGCAUGGUCAAGGGGGGCCGCGGCAGGCGGCCCGAAGCGAGCGGCGACUGGCGGAACAUCGCCGUGGUCGCGCACCACUUUUGCAUGGCGGGCGCCCCGGAGACGUUGCGGGCGGCCGACUUUGUCCACAACGCGGCCGCCGCCUUCUGCACGUCUCCGUACAUGACCGCCUUCAAGCAGAGGUCGCUGGCCCGCGCCGCCGAGGUGCUCCGGAUCACGGAGCUGCCGGACGCGAGCAGGGCCUUCGGGCAGCUGCUGCGGCUCUGCAGGACGCUGGAGCAGCCGAGCCGGCGGCUGGCGUUCGUCGUCGACGGCCUCGACGAGG